Molecule: messenger RNA, 1082 nt
Organism: Carlito syrichta (Philippine tarsier)
Lineage: Eukaryota; Metazoa; Chordata; Mammalia; Primates; Tarsiidae
Exons: 3
Coding region: 1-1014 (337 amino acids)
Cellular component (GO): nucleosome
Molecular function (GO): DNA binding; protein heterodimerization activity; structural constituent of chromatin
Source: RefSeq, a predicted model, not a curated record
AUGGCUCGCACUAAGCAGACAGCUCGCAAGUCCACCGGCGGGAAGGCGCCGCGCAAGCAGCUGGCCACCAAGGCGGCUCGUAAAAGCGCUCCGGCCACCGGCGGCGUGAAGAAGCCCCACCGCUACCGCCCCGGCACUGUGGCUCUGCGCGAGAUCCGCCGCUACCAGAAGUCUACCGAGCUGCUGAUCCGUAAGUUGCCGUUUCAGCGCUUGGUGAGGGAAAUCGCACAGGACUUCAAGACCGACCUGCGCUUUCAGAGUUCGGCUGUGAUGGCGUUGCAGGAGGCGUGCGAGGCCUACCUGGUGGGACUCUUCGAGGACACCAACCUGUGUGCCAUCCACGCCAAACGUGUCACUAUCAUGCCCAAGGACAUCCAGCUGGCCCGCCGCAUUCGUGGGGAGAGAGCCGACUAUAAGCACAUUUACUUGGAGCUGGUGUACUUAGUGACAGCCUUGGUGCCCUCGGACACAGCGUGCUUGGCCAGUUCCCCCGGUAGCAGCAGGCGCACGGCCGUCUGGAUCUCCCGGGAAGUGAUGGUCGAGCGCUUGUUGAGCAAGUCCGGCAGUUGCUACAGUUGCAAACAAGCUUCACGGUCUUUUGUCAUGGCUCGGACGAAACAGACAGCGCGCAAGUCCACCGGCGGGAAGGCGCCGCGCAAGCAGCUGGCCACCAAGGCGGCCCGCAAGAGCGCCCCGGCCACCGGCGGCGUGAAGAAGCCCCACCGCUACCGGCCCGGCACCGUGGCCCUGCGCGAGAUCCGCCGCUACCAGAAGUCCACCGAGCUGCUGAUCCGCAAACUGCCGUUCCAGCGCCUGGUGCGCGAGAUCGCGCAGGACUUCAAGACCGACCUGCGCUUCCAGAGCUCGGCCGUGAUGGCGCUGCAGGAGGCCUGCGAGGCCUACCUGGUGGGGCUCUUCGAGGACACCAACCUGUGCGCCAUUCAUGCCAAGCGAGUGACCAUCAUGCCCAAGGACAUCCAGCUCGCCCGCCGCAUUCGUGGAGAGAGAGCAUAAAGUGCACUUUGGGCGAGUACCAAAACACAAAGGCUCUUUUAAGAGCCACCUACGCUUUCAUAUUAAAG